UUGGACAAAACCCUGUAGGGAGGGAUAAGACCGUGUCCUCAUCUUUCUCUCUAUUCCACUUCUCUCUCUCGCUCUAUCUCCUUCCAGAAGCAGCACCAGCAGCAGAGGAAGCAGCACCAGCAGCAGAUGAAGCAGCAGAUGAAGCAGCACCAGCAGCAGAGGAAGUAGAAUCCCCAGAAGAACCGGCACCAGUAGAAGCAGAGGUGUUAGCCGAGGUGGUCGCUGAGACGGCCGCAGGCGAGGAGGCGCCUGCAGCAGCAGAGGAAGUCCUGGCAGAGGUCGCAACCAAAUCCGUCGCUGUCCUAGAGGCGGUUGCAGAGGUUGCUGUGGAACCAGAGGUCGUUGCAGUUGAGGAGGCGCCCGCAGUGGAAGUUGCCGUGGUUACGGAAGAAGCUCCACCGGAGGCUGACGCAGAGGCCGCCAUCGAGGACGUCGCAGAUGCGGCUCCUGGCGUCGUGGAAGAGGUCGUUGCCGUGGAGGCCGCCGAUGCUGUGUCUGACAUCACGUCUGCCUCCAUGAAGCUCCUGGCCAGUUCUGAGAUCGCUGCUGCCUCGGUAGCUGAGAGGAGGCUCAUGCACGCCGUCCAAUACCUAGAAGACCGGACUGAAGAAUCCUCACUCGCUCCCGCCGAGGACAUUCUAGAUUCCCUGGCGGUUCCUGAAGCUAAGGUAGAGGAGGAAGUGUUAUCUGUGGAGGGGGAAGUGGCAGAAGCACCAGCUGCAGAAAUCUUGGAAACUGAAGAGCCCAAACCAGAAGAGGAGGCUGUUGCCACCCCUAAUGUCACAGAGGAAGUGGUUGCUGAAGAGACCCCUGAGCCGGAGGAAGUGGUUGCUGAAGAGACCCCUGAGCCAGAGGAAGUAGUUCCGGUCGUCGUAGAGGAAGCUCCAGCUGCUGUUGCAGAGGAGGAGAUGGCUGCGGCUCCCCUAGAGGCCACAGAGACCCCUGCCACUGUGGAAGCACCUGAGGCUGAGGCUUCUGCCGCUGUGGAAGCACCUGAGGCUGAGGCUUCUGCCGCUGUGGAAGCACCUGAGGCUGAGGCUUCUGCCGCUGUGGAAGCACCUGAGGCUGAGGCUUCUGCCGCUGUGGAAGCACCUGAGGCUGAGGCUUCUGCCGCUGUGGAAGCACCUGAGGCUGAGGCUUCUGCCGCUGUGGAAGCACCUGAGGCUGAGGCUUCUGCCGCUGUGGAAGCACCUGAGGCUGAGGCUUCUGCCGCUGUGGAAGCACCUGAGGCUGAGGCUUCUGCCGCUGUGGAGACAGCCCAAGUGUCUGAGGUUGAGGCGCUCGUCGUGGAGGCUGUGGAGACAGCCCAAGUGUCUGAGGAUGAGGCGCUCGUCGUGGAGGCUGUGGAGACAGCCCAAGUGUCUGAGGAUGAGGCGCUCGUCGUGGAGGCUGUGGAGACAGCCCAAGUGUCUGAGGAUGAGGCGCUCGUCGUUGAGGCUGUGGAGACAGCCCAAGUGUCUGAGGAUGAGGCGCUCGUCGUGGAGGCUGUGGAGACAGCCCAAGUGUCUGAGGAUGAGGCGCUCGUCGUGGAGGCGGCGAUGCUGGCAGCAGCCUCAGCCCUGGAUGUCGAGGCAGUGGAGGCAGAGGCUGCCCCGGCUGAGGAAGUCAAGGAGGCCCUCUUCACUUCAUGCCACCAAUGUGAAGCCCCAGCUUCUGAGGCUGAUGUGGCAGUCACCCCCAUGGAGGUUGUAGAGGCUGCAUCUGUGGGGGAAGUAGAGGCUCCCCCUGCUGGUGUGGAGGAGGCAGUCGUCGAGGGUGAGGCAGUGGAGGUGACCGCAGAGGAGCGCGCCACCGAUUGGCCUGCUGAGGUGACCGCAGAGGAGCACGCCACCGAUUGGCCUGCUGAGGUGACCGCAGAGGAGCACGCCACCGAUUGGCCUGCUGAGGUGACCGCAGAGGAGCACGCCACCGAUUGGCCUGCUGAGGUGACCGCAGAGGCAGUGGAGGAAGCCAAGGUGGAAGGAGAGACUGCCAGGCCAGUAAAGAGGUCCUGCUCAGUGAUGUGAUAGUACAGAAGGUGCACAGAGUAUGAGCCUGAUGUUGCUGAAG
Oncorhynchus gorbuscha (pink salmon) is the source of this 2049-nucleotide messenger RNA. Its product is annotated as fibrous sheath CABYR-binding protein-like. The transcript has 5 exons. NCBI's taxonomy places the organism in Eukaryota, Metazoa, Chordata, Actinopteri, Salmoniformes, Salmonidae. The record is from RefSeq and is a predicted model, not a curated record. The coding region runs from base 516 to 2006 and encodes 496 amino acids.